AUGGACGAUGGAUUCAUAAAAUGUGUGCUUGAGAAUGCAAAAUUGUUGGAGAGAGUUACAAUCAGUUGUUUUGAAGACUACGCUACAGAUUUAGAGAUGCAGGAGGAGAUCAUGUAUCAGUUACAAGCAAUAUGCACCUCAACAAGUUGCGUUAUAGGUCAAGCGGGAUGUGGCAAAUCAACUUUUAUGAAGGCAAUAUGUGAGAGAGCUCAGUUGGAAAGGAUUGCGACCAUGAAUCUUGCAUUCGCAAAUGCAAAAAUAUACAAAUGUGAAAACGAUGAGUGUCCUCCGCCAUUAUGCUACAAGGCAUAUGGAAGUGGGAAGGAGGACACUCCUCUGUGUGAAUUGGUUGGGUUUCAGAACUGCCGGAUGAAAUUACUCAGGCACGUCUCUUUUGUAGAGUGCCCAGAUGAUCUCAAUAUUCUCAUGCCGAUGUUGAUUACUUCAGUACCAAAAAUACAAGGAGUACUACUUCUAAGCGAUGCCAACGAAAGGUUUCCCCAAAAGCAAACUUCUGAUUUUUUAGCUGCUCUUAAGGCUGUUGGCCUCAACCAUAUUAUAAUUCUUCAAACCAAAGUGGAUUCCAUCAAGGAAAGUAUUGCCAUGGACCGACUUGAAGCUAUUAAGAAAUUUAUUAAGAGAAGAAUUGUUGGUGAAGCACCUGUGCUGUCAGUUUCUGCAAAGUGUAAGUAUAACAUUGAAGAUGUUUGUGAAUAUAUUGUGAAAAAUAUUCCUCUACCUCAGCACUUAGUAAAACGGCCUUGUGUGAGUAUAUUUCGAUCGAUUGAUGUAAGUAAACCUGCACCAGAGAUUGGUGAGACAAAAGGUGUUGUGUUUUGUGGAAGUCUCCGUAGGGGUGUUUUGAAGGUAAACCAGAUGAUUGAGAUUGGUCCCGGAAUUGUUGAUAAAGAUGAAAAUGGGGAAAUCAAGUGCACACCGAUAUAUUCUAAAAUAGUUUCUUUGUAUUCUGAGCAAAACGAGCUCCAAUAUGCAGUCCCUGCAGGAGGUCUGAUUUGGAUUGGCACAAUUCUUGAUCCUACAAUGACAAAUGCCGAUAGCUUGGUUGGUCAGGUUCUUGGGGAGGUUCAAUUCCUUCCCAGUCUUUUCUGUAAGAUAGCAGUGGGAGUCCAAAUGUUGGAAGAAAGAACAAAACUUAGCAGAGGAGAGAUUGUUAAGUUGAACAUACACUCCUGCUCCAUAGUAGCUAGAGUUUGUCAAGCAUCGGGGGAAGGUGGCAUUGUAAGACUGAAGGUGAAAUCUCCUGUGUGUAUGAUGCAAGAAAGGUUUGCAAUCAGUCGAAAUGUUGAGAAUCAAUGGCGUCUAAUUGCGAUUGGAUACAUCAGAGGCGGAACAACUGUUGAUGGAGAAAAAAUUUAUCCACCACAUAUUCGAAGGUUGGGGUGGAACCUUUGA
Messenger RNA from Pistacia vera, 1413 nucleotides. Its product is annotated as eukaryotic translation initiation factor 2 subunit gamma-like. The transcript has 7 exons. Gene Ontology annotation, cellular component: eukaryotic translation initiation factor 2 complex; cytosol. Bases 1 to 1413 code for a protein of 470 amino acids. Gene Ontology annotation, biological process: formation of translation preinitiation complex; positive regulation of translational fidelity. Lineage: Eukaryota; Viridiplantae; Streptophyta; Magnoliopsida; Sapindales; Anacardiaceae. Gene Ontology annotation, molecular function: GTP binding; tRNA binding; translation initiation factor activity. The record is from RefSeq and is a predicted model, not a curated record.